Molecule: messenger RNA, 1215 nt
Organism: Lodderomyces jiufengensis
Lineage: Eukaryota; Fungi; Ascomycota; Pichiomycetes; Serinales; Debaryomycetaceae
Gene: REI1
Product: Rei1p
Exons: 1
Coding region: 1-1215 (404 amino acids)
Biological process (GO): ribosomal large subunit biogenesis
Cellular component (GO): preribosome, large subunit precursor
Source: RefSeq, a predicted model, not a curated record
AUGUUUACUUGUAACACAUGUAAUUUACAGUUCCCAGAGUCAGAGGACCAAAGAGUACACAUGAAAUCAGAGUGGCACCGUUAUAACUUGAAAAGAAAAGUAGCACAAUUACCACCAAUAACAGAGGAAUUAUUUAAUAAUAAGGUUGCAACAUUACAAUCACCAAAUGAUUCUACUAAAGAAAAACAAAUAACGAAAAAGGAACAAAGAAGGAAAGAAAAAGAAGCUAUAUUGGAGAAAAAGAAGGCAAUAUUAGAACAAGCUAAAAGGGCAAUGAUGGCUGAAAGGUUGGCAAAUCAACAAAAUGGUCAAUCUAUAGAAAGUACGACACCAAUAGAACAAGAUGAAUUAACACAACCUAAAGAAGUUUCGGAAACUAUCGAAGAACCAACAACAGAAGAAACUCCAACUCCAGAAUUAACACAAGAACAAGAAGAAGAAAAACAAUUACAACAAAAAUUAUUAAAUAAACUUGAAAUACCGCCAACAACUUGUUUAUUCUCACAUCCAAAAUACAAACACGAAUUUAAUACGGUCGACGAAAACAUAGACCAUAUGUUCAAACAACAUGGAUUAUAUAUACCAGAAACAAAUUAUCUUAUAGAUAAAACAGGUCUUAUUGAAUAUUUAGCAGAAAAAAUUGGAUUUGGAUUUUGUUUAUCAUGUAAUUAUCAAGGUAGGAAUGCAGAAGCUGCAAGAGAACAUAUGCAAACUAAAAGACAUAUGAGAAUUCCAUAUGAGACAGAAGAUGAAAAAUUGGAGAUUUCUAAAUUUUAUGAUUUCUCAUCUACCUAUGAUGAUAAUGAUGAUGUAAUUGUUGAUGGAGAAGUUGAAGAGGGUGAAGAAGAUUGGGAAGAUGUAAGUGAUGAAGAUGGAGAAGAGUUUGACUCUGAUGAAGAAUUACCUACCUCCAACAAGGAUGACAUAUAUCAAAACGGUAAUGAAUUAAUACUUCCUUCAGGAGCUGUAGUAGGUCAUAGAUCAAAUGCAAGAUAUUAUAGACAAAACUUAGCACCUGAAAGAAUUUUAUCUGAAGGUCAAGGUACUGUUAUAGCUGCGGAAACAAGACAUAUGUUAACAUUACAAGAUAGAAAACAUUUAGCCGAAAAGAAAAGAAAAUGGAGAAGUGAAAAGAAAAGAGAAGAUAUUAAUGAUAGAAGAGCUGCUAAAUUUAUUAAUAAUCAACCACAUUAUAGAGAUCAAUUAUUACAAUAG